Messenger RNA from Thelazia callipaeda (thelaziosis nematode), 639 nucleotides. The record is from the annotation of a GenBank genome assembly. NCBI's taxonomy places the organism in Eukaryota, Metazoa, Nematoda, Chromadorea, Rhabditida, Thelaziidae.
AUGAACUAUUUUAAGGGGAUAACUGUCUAUUAUUUGGAAGCAAAUCCUUCAGUAAACAAAAAACCUGGCGUCGACCUUUUGUAUCUUCAUGGAGCUGCAUUUUCGUCUCAUGACUGGAAUCGAGAUGAACCUUCAAUCAUUCAGAUGAGUGCCGCUUCCGGAUACCGAAGUGUUGCUAUUGACAUACCUGGCUUCAGCUAUAGUCGUUCUAGAGGGCCAUCGGUACGCGAUUAUGGCAAAUUUUUAGCAUCACUAGUAGAAGUUUUGAGUAUUCAUAAACCAGUUAUCAUCAGUGCUUCGGCUAGUGGAAGUUAUUCUGUACCAUAUGUGUUCCAAAAUCAAGAUAAAAUAACUGGUUUUGUUCCCGUCGGAAUAUGCUGCACGCAGAAUAAAAAUUGGGAGACUUUCUCGGUGCCAACGUUAAUAAUAUAUGGUAGUCAAGAUCGGGCAUCAAUUUCAAGAAAACUUCUCAAUAUUCCGAAUAAAAAUUUAGUUAUUAUCGCGGAUGCUCCACAUGCUGCUUAUAUCAGAAAGCCAUUAGAUUUCAUGACAGCUUUGAUUAACUUUAUGAAUUAUAUUCAUCCAAAACAUGACAGUAAUUUAUUAAAUACAAUAUUUACGGCCAAAAUAUAUGCAUAA